CCCUUCCAGAUCCCCACCCCUCCCCCUCCCCUCCCCACCCCCUUCCCUUAUCUGUACACACUCCCUGCCAUAUCAGAUUAGACGGUUUCAGGGGGAACAUCACUGCCGAUAUGAGAUGGGCUGUGGGGGACCCAUCUCCGUAGCGGCAUGUGCAAAUGCCUCUAGUUAUCUACACACUACUUUCUGGUCAGGGGAUAGUGACGACAUGCACUACUUUUGUUGGCCAGUGUGGCGUUGUGGUGGCGCUGUGAGAGAAAAUAUGCUUUUAUUUCAAUGGCAUGUCUGCUACUCUGGUCCUCGAAGGCCAGGCAGAGAAGCACGGCGCGCACAUCUUCCCUGACACUCGCUGCUCUUUACCUCCUCGUCCGUGUCUGUAAUUCUCUAGCCUGGUGCUUGCACUUGCGUAGCAGGCAGCUCACGUUGGCGGUGCUUGCGCUGACCCUCCCCCCUCCAUCCUCACCUGCAUUCCGUCGUUCCCAUCGACUACGCAGUGCGCAUCUUGCGCACUGGUGUUGGUACUGCUCAUUCACCCACCCAAGUUGACCACGUCACCGUCUCCCCGCACUUAUUGCCGCGCCAUCGGCCUCGUCCUUCCCAACGGCGCCUUCGAAGUCGCACCACUCAAUUCCGACAACUUCCUUUGCAUUGGCACUUCCCUUCACUGCUCGAAUAACGCCCACCGCCGCCGCCUCUGCCGCCGUCUGUGCAUCUGUAGCGUCCACCGCCCUAAAGCCCGCCCCGCACACCCAGAGAGCUUCAGCCCGACAAUUGCGGCUCUCCCCUACGCGGCAUCUACUGGACAGUGACAGCGUAGGUAGUACUCGUGCUCACCACGAGCGUCGUAAGCCUACGUGACUGUCCGCGGGCGCUGCUGCAUUACACAUUCCACGCCACAGCGCCACGACAGGCUCACGCCCGCGCCGCACCGUCAACCACAGACUCCGCCGCCGCCGCCGCCGCCGCCGCUCGCGCUGGCGCGGAUUCCGCGACACAUCGCAAGGGACCGUGUCGUGUCGCAACCAUCUUCGUCCUCGUCAUCGCUCCACAGCUCCGACCCCCGGCGAGUCGCCGACGGCGCGUGCGCUCACGGCUUUUGAGCCGACUCAAGAGCGUGCCAGCGGCGAGCAUGGCGCACCACCACCUGCACCAUCCGUCAGGGUCAGCUCGGUCGCUGUCGCCGUCAGCUCUCGCGCUCGCAACAGUCUUCUGCCUUCUCGCCACCCACCUCUGCACCGCUGCUGCAGCCACGCACGUGCGCUCUCUUACCGUGUCAGCGCCACCGCCAGUGUCAGCACCUGCUAGUGCCGCCAGCAGCGCCGGUGCUGCCGCUGCCAGCACUGCGAUUUUCGGUGACGGCCGCAAGCACAUCACUGGCCGCCACGUGCAAAAGGUGCAGGCCAACGGCAGCAGCGCUGCCAUCGUGCGGCCCAUGGGCGUGGUGGAGUCGGGAUGCGGCAGCGACACGUGCAACGCGGAGCCAUGGCGGUGCAACGUGAUGAGCGACCCCAUCAACGUGUACCUCAUCUGGCACGGCGCCUUCUCCAAGGCCCAGAAGAACGUCGUGCGCACCUUCGUGCGCUCGCUCAGCAGCUCCGAGGGCACUGUGUCCGGCUGGUGGGGCAUAUCUCAGCUGUACACAGACUGCGACGGCAACGCUGUCUCGGGCGAUGUGGCGCUGGCGGGGGAGAUGCAGGUGCGACCCAACGCGUUCAAGCUGCUGCUGGGGGAGAACUCCUUAGUCAACCUCGUGCGCAUGGGCAUCAACCGCGGCAAGUUCCCUGCGGAUGUCAACGGGGUCUACUUUGUCGUCGGCAGCCGGUGGAGCAAGCAGUGGAGCUCGCUGAACCCGUGGGGCGACAACUUCUGCUCCGGCUACUGCGGGUGGCACAGCUACCGCUCCAUCAAGGGCAAGCAGCUCAAGUACUCGUUCGUUGGCAACCCUGCUGGCCGGUGCAUGUGGGGGUGUGGCGGCAAGACACUGUACAACGCACCGGCGGGCCCGGGUGGGGCGGGCAAGGGCAUGGACUCGGUGGUGUCGACCCUGGCGCAUGAGCUCACAGAGGCGGCCACCGACCCGUACCUCAGCACGUGGAGCGACUCCGAGGGCUAUGAGAACGCUGACGUGUGCGACAUCGACUUCCAGGCGAGUGACCUGUCCACCACAUCAGACGGGGCGCCGUACAACCUAGAGGGCAUAGCGGGGUCCAAGUUCCUAGUGCAGCUCAACUACCACCCCACCCAGCACCAGUGCGUCUCCACUGUGUAGCCGCCGGCAAUCCAACUCAACUCAACCCCACCCAACCUAACCCGACAAAACCGAUCUCACCAGCUGCACAGAGCACAUCUACCCCAUAUCAUAAUGCCAUGGCGCUGGUGCUGCCACAUGUCAGGGUUCACUUCUUCACUCCCUCAUCGUUGGCAUCACUGCCAGCUGUGGGUGGAAAUGACCAUUAUCAUACAUCUGAGAGUCUAAGGUGUGCUGCACCUCGCAGAAGAGGGCGAUUAAGAUUGGCGUGUCAGAUACCAUCGCUGUGCUACCUACACUGGAGGUUUUUCCUGGAUACUUAUCCCUUCUUUUCAUUAUUACUUAUCCCUUCGAUUUAGAGAUGUGUUCCUGACGGUUAGCUUGAUCUGUGCCUGUGCAUGAUGUGACAUGCGGCUAGUACGCUAAAGAAGCACAAGACACCAAUUCUA
Closterium sp. NIES-67 is the source of this 2694-nucleotide messenger RNA. The record is from the annotation of a GenBank genome assembly. NCBI's taxonomy places the organism in Eukaryota, Viridiplantae, Streptophyta, Zygnematophyceae, Desmidiales, Closteriaceae.